GAGUGAGUGGAGUAGACUGAGUAGUAGAUAUUUGAUAUUUCAGACCGUACGUGCCAAUUUGCAAGGCCUCCUGGUUGAGGAGGGUUUGACUUGUUCAUCACUGUGCAUGAAAACUAGCAGUGUUGCAGAGAGAGAGAGAGAGAGAGAGAGAGAUGCGGGGCUUAGGAGUAACAGCAGUAAUGGUGACAACACAGUUCGUGGAAGUGGGCAUGAACACUAUAUUAAAAGCUGCUAUGAGUAGAGGGAUGAGUAACUUUGUUUUUGUUGUUUACUCAAACGCCCUCGCCAUCUUCGUCCUUCUUGCAGCUUCCAUCAUCUUUUACAGAAAAAGAAGUCUUCCUCCAGUAACUUCUUCAGUUUUGUGUAGAAUCUUUCUUCUUGGCCUGCUAAGUUGCUGUGUUCAGACCUUGAUGUCCACCGGCAUAGGGUACAGCUCUCCAACUUUAUCCUCAGCAAUAGUUGAUCUGACCCCGGCUUUUACCUUCAUACUUGCCAUCAUCUCCAGGAUGGAAAAGCUGGACUUGAGAGUCCAAAGCAGUCUGGCCAAGUGUAUUGGAACCAUUGUGUCCAUCGCAGGGGCAUUGAUUGUGACUUUAUACAAAGGCCUGCCUCUCGCAAGUGCUGCAUCACCCCAUAUUCAACCCAAUGAGGUCCUUUUAUCAGCGCAACCAAAUUGGUUCCUUGGAGGCUUUCUCCUAAGCAUUGGUAGCUUAUGCCUUGCAACAUUGUUUAUUCUUCAGACCCAGAUUAUUCGGGAGUAUCCUGCAGAGUUGAUUGUAACACUCAUUUGUUGCAUUUUUGCGACCCUCCAAUCUACCGUGAUCGCUCUAAUUGCAGAGAAAGAUCCAAAAGCUUGGAGACUAGGGUUUAAUAUGGAGUUGAUAGCCAUAGGGUACUCGGCUGUUUUGGUGGUAGCUGCACGUAGUGUUGCUGUUACAUGGGCAUGUCGCAAGAAGGGUCCUGUCUUUGUUGCAUUGUUUAGCCCACUGGGGAUUGUCAUUGCAGUUGCCAUGGGGAUUCCUUUUCUUGGGGACACUCUUUAUCUUGGAAGUGUAAUUGGAGCAGCUGUAAUAGCUCUUGGGUUUUAUGCUGUGAUAUGGGGACAAUCCCAAGAAGAGGAGACGAUUGGAAACAGGGGAGUUUGUUGCUCUGAGUCAUCUUCUCCUAAAGUUCCUCUUUUGCAAAGCAAAGGCUUGGACAUCUAGGAGUACUCUUGCACAAGAAGACAGUGAAAGAAUGGCGUUUUUUGCGGUGGCACUUCGAAGUGUUGUUCGUACAUGGGUAUGUCACAUGAAGGGCCCUGUUUAUGUCUCAACGUUUAAGCCUCUUGGGAUGGCCAUUGCAGAACUUCUCAUGGGGAUUUCUUUUCUUGGGGAUAUUCGUUAUCUUGGAUGGUAUAAUACUCGAUCCAUUUGUCAAUUUUUUAGAUGGGUGUGUUCAGAAUUGGUUGGAAGUUCUUAUAUGGUUUUAAAUGACUUGAAUUUUGGAAUUUGGACAAAAUUUGAUCAUGAAAUCCUUCGGCAAAAUACAUGCUGACAUGCUGUGCUUCGAAGCAACUCCAAAAAUGGCAUCCCCUGCCCCAUUGUUAUGACAUCCAAGAAUAUUGGAAGUGGUAUUAAGUCAUUAUCGAA
Alnus glutinosa is the source of this 1631-nucleotide messenger RNA. RefSeq names its product WAT1-related protein At3g28050-like. The record is from RefSeq and is a predicted model, not a curated record. Gene Ontology annotation, cellular component: plasma membrane. Gene Ontology annotation, molecular function: transmembrane transporter activity. The transcript is spliced from 8 exons. Bases 153 to 1205 code for a protein of 350 amino acids. Lineage: Eukaryota; Viridiplantae; Streptophyta; Magnoliopsida; Fagales; Betulaceae.